Molecule: messenger RNA, 447 nt
Organism: Prunus armeniaca (apricot)
Lineage: Eukaryota; Viridiplantae; Streptophyta; Magnoliopsida; Rosales; Rosaceae
Source: the annotation of a GenBank genome assembly
AUGGAGUGGUUGGUGUAUUGCAUAGUUUUAGCCAUUGGAUUUCACCCAAAACCACCAAAUGACUCCUCCACACAUAUUAUGAUGUUCCCCAAGUUUUGGACUCAAUCCGAUAUCGAUUGGUCCAUGAAAUCGGACAAUUCAGGUUCGUACGAAGUUCGUUCUAAAAUGGAGUGGUUGGUGUAUUGCAUAGUUUUAGCCAUUGGAUUUCACUCAAAACCACCAAAUGACUCCUCCCACCAUAUUAUGGUGUUCCCCAAGUUUUGGACUCAAUCCGAUAUCGAUUGGUCCAUGAAAUCGGACAAUUCAGGUAGAGUCGUCAAAUGUUUGGACUCAGUCCGAUAUCGAAAACUCCACCCACCAUAUUAUGAUGUUCCCCAAGUUUUGGACUCAAUCCGAUAUCGAUGGUCCAUGAAAUUGACAAUUCAGGUUCGUACAAAGUUCGUUUAA